Porites lobata is the source of this 2808-nucleotide messenger RNA. NCBI's taxonomy places the organism in Eukaryota, Metazoa, Cnidaria, Anthozoa, Scleractinia, Poritidae. The record is from the annotation of a GenBank genome assembly.
CUGCUGUACUUAUGGCUUUGUGCAUUAAUAUUAGGCAUGGAUCCAUGUUCUUCGUAUAUUGAACUGUCGGACGCUGACCGAGAACUGAGGUUCACUAAGGAAACUGGGAAGAGCGACAGGGACGAUUUAGAGGCCGGAGUCUGGUACCGAAUCACUGGCAAAGCAGGAUACAAAAUGGCAAACAGGUACCCGCAGAAUUGGAGACAUCACUGUUUACAAAUAUUGUUUUAGUUAUGCAAUUCGUCAAGAGUGAAACAACAGAAUCUUUUGUUUCAAGAACCAAUGCGCUUCUCAUUGUUGGGUCUUUAAUAUCGACAGGUGACAUCAGCGUGAGUAUCGCUACGGCUUUCCUUUCACCAGGCGGGAACUUAUUAGGCCACAUAGGUUCCGCACGUCUGAGAAUGUUCUUGGUCAUAAACCUGAAAAGUGUACAAGCCUACUGUGUGCAGAAAUGCCAGAGCGGGUGGCCAUGUUCCUCUUAAUCUUCCGAACAAGACCAACGCAAAGGCAUUGCGACAUGUCUGAAUAUAUUGUUUCGUUUAAUAAUAAUAAUAAUUUCCAAUCAAAGAUUUGCCAAAAAAAACUCUUUCUUGUUUGGAAAACGUUAUUGCCUUGCUAGAUUACUUGCUACAUUAUGCAUUUAAUCGAUUAUAAAUUCUGUUAUAUUGUUAUCACGCGCUAAAGAAUCCAUUUUUUGCAUUUUUCGCUUCUUUCGCGUGAUCAAAAAUACAUACCACCCGCGAGAACAAAACCAUGCCUAUCUUUCAAAUUCUUCUUCACACAGGCUAAAGAGGAAAGAGAAAGAAUGUCCAACGGGAAUACAUUGUGGCACCAGCGUUCCUGGCUUUAUGAUAGGCCGUCAUCCUCAAAUAAAAGGAAAGGUCCGUACAAGAAAAGUGUGUUUUUCGAAAGGUGGUAACUGCUGUGCUUACAAAGUUACCAUCAAAGUGAAGAGAUGCCCGGAUAGAGUCCUUGUCUAUCAGCUGCCAAAGGCCCCUAUUGGAAAUUCUCGCUAUUGCAGUUUUGCAAGUACGUGAGUGGGUAUAAAUUAUAAGAAUUAAAGCAAACAUAAUUUAAGACUUAGUUCUAACUUGAUCAUUUUUUGGUCUGUUAGACAAUUGAGGCCUUGUAACUUUAUCCUGACCCUUCGGCGUACGGGGUAGGGUGGGGAUAGCCAUUGCCUCCGAGGUUCUUCUUUUUUUACAAAACAGUUUUUCUUGCCUGAACCUCUUUUUCAUUUCCUUUACUUCCGAAAGACAUGGUGGAUUUCCACUUGGAUUCCGAAUUCCUUGUGCUGUAUUCCUGAUUCCAAUGUCCAAGAUUCCGGAUUCCGGAAUCGGUAUUCUCUUACAUAGGUCGAUUGAAAAGAAAACAACAUCAACAAGAACAACAACAAAGAAAUAACUUACUUGCCCUUCCUUAAGUAGUCACCUCAUUUAGAUUCAUGCAAACGCCACGAACAAACUCGUAAAGACGUUCAAUCCAUAAAACCUCCUCACUCGACGCAAAAACGCUUUAAGCAAAGCUUGCCUUCUGAUCGCAAAUUAAGGGGUACAACUAGAAUAGAAAAAUUAUGACUUUCAAAAGUUUCUGUUCAAUGACACUUAUGUUGAAAAAAAAGGCAGUUUGAGGGGAGUUUUAGAAUCGCGUUUACGGCAGACGUCACAUUCAAGUAGACAAUUUCUCAAAUUAGGAGAUAAACGGAUAACGUUGUGACGUGGCACAAAUUGAAGUUUGCUGUUUGGCUAGCCUGCGCUUGGAAGCAACGGGCGCCCCCCGUUCUUUUUCGCAUAUUACGCGCCUGCUACGCAGGUUACCGUUCGGGGUAAACACGAUUUGAAAUCUCUCUUUUUUUCAGGGAAACAAAAACCUAACAAGCCGCCGAGUACAACCCCACUCCCCACUACCACCAAACCACCAGUAGGGACGGGAGAAGACAAAAAUCACCCUGGCAAGUCGUGUAAAGUAAUCAAACAAGAAAACCCACAGGGUGGGUCAGGGUUGUAUUGGAUAAACCCAGAUGGAGGCUAUGCUUUCCAGGCCUACUGCGACCAAGAAACAGACGGUGGAGGCUGGACGCUAGUUUACAGUUACAGAUUCACGAAUUAUCAGUAAGUUGUUUGGUCAGUAACGGAAACAGAAAGUACAAGGUUCGAGGUUCUUUUUAACUAUUUGCGCUAAAUCUAAAACAUAAUGGAGGUCCAGUUGGAAGUUCACAAUGAGAAUAAACGUUUAUAAAGAAUGAGGCCAAUGUUUUAUAGGUAAAUUUUAUCACUACAUAACCAGGUAAUAUCUUCUUUCUCUAUAAUUGAAUGCAGGAAUUUUCAUUCUGGAAGUAACGCAGUAACGCCACGACCUUCAUGGCCUGCAAAUGGAGACAUCCCGGAAUCGAGAACCACGCCCUUGAGUGAGACUAUAUGGGGUGCUAUGGACUUCAGUUUGUGGCAGCAAAUUGGUCAUGAAUUCAUGGCCAAGUCUAACAUCAACCAUUGGAUUGUUUGCGCUGAGGGUAGUGGAAGCUUGGUGGAGUACAGAGCGGGGACCCUUAGUUGCCGCGUUGUAAAAAACAUCGCCUCUGUCUGUCACAACACAGCACCCGAUGAAAUUCGGGUGCUGACCAAAGAGUCUGCGCAAAAUUUCGGUCCACAUCUUUACAACUCGAAGAGUCCAACCUGGUUGAAGACCUACUAUUACUGGGAGAGCCCCACACAGAGCCCUAACUGGCCCACACAUGACCCAUGCGGACGCAAUGGUUUGUCUCAUGUCAAAAACGUAGCGAACCCGCAUGGUAAUAUUUUCAUUCGUUAA